CAGGCUAAGCAUAUUUAUCGCUGGGCAUUAAGGACGUUUUUAAAAUGAUUUGCCAAUUGAAAGCUAUCGUUGUAUGGAUUUUCCUCGUACCUCAACUCACAGAUGGCGGAAGUGUCACAUGGUAUGAACCCACUCCGGCCAAGACAACAUCGGAUCAAAAUGAAGUUCUCCCCCCUGGCAAAUUACAGGUUUAUGAAGGAUCUUCUGCUGUGCUGCAGUGGAACUACAGUCUGACAUCAGAUAUUGUUGCGACUCUCAUAACAUUUAAAGGUGCUACUAUAGUCAGCAUUAAGUCUGAUGGAAAAGCUGGUGAUGUUUCUGCUAAUUUUACUGAACGGUUCAGCGUAUUAAGUUCGACCAAACAAACCGCUUCUCUGUCUAUCUCUCACGUCAUUUUUGCUGAUGAUAAGGCUAAUGGAGAAUUCACCUGUGAGGUACUUACCCUCAAUAAUGAACGUUGGAAACGUGCAAUUCAAGUGCAAGUCCUAGCUCCAGUGAAGAUAACUGAUCAAGUAAGAGGUGACCAAGUAGUACCUAAAGGGGGAGACCUCCACUUGUUCUGUAAGGUAACUGGUAGGCCAGCACCAAAUAUUACCUGGACCAGAGUCCCUACUGGUGUUAGCACUGAAAUAAAGCACUAUGGACCCACUUGGGAUUUUACAAACAUUAAUGUCACUGAUUCUGGAACAUACAGCUGCGUAGCUGAUAAUAAAGUCGAGGAUCCUGUUAGAGGCCAAGCAGUUAAAGUGAUUGUUGUUGGUAAGUAUAUUUUGAUACAGAGCUUUGAUCCUGUGAAGCCAUUCAAUCACAAAUGGAGAAUUUCACUCUUUCAGUCAGUUUAUUAAGACUCAAAGAGCUGAGACAAAUUGUCUCCUGGUUAAAAGUGCUUAGUGUGCAUGUUAACCUUUUGACUCCUAAGAAUGAUUAGCAUCUAAAUUCUCCUUACAAUAUCACCUCUGAAUCACACAUUAAAGUCACUAGAUUAAAGGAAAUGA
Molecule: messenger RNA, 995 nt
Organism: Stylophora pistillata
Lineage: Eukaryota; Metazoa; Cnidaria; Anthozoa; Scleractinia; Pocilloporidae
Product: neuronal growth regulator 1-like
Source: RefSeq, a predicted model, not a curated record